AUGUCGGACGGCGUCACCAACCCCCGCGAUACCGCCACCGGAGCCUUCGCCGAGGAGAAGGGCAAGGGCAAGACCGCGCAGCGCGUGCACGACAACGCCCCAACGGACGAGGAUGACGAUGAUGAAGAUGACGACGACGAUGAUGAUGAUGAAGACUUUGAAGGCGAGAACGAGAACGACGGAGAAGACAUUGAGGACGGCGCCGAAGAGGUCGACCUUGACAACAUUGUUGAGGGCGGCCGUCGAACCCGUGGCGCCAAGAUUGACUUUGCUAAAGCUGCCGCCGAGAACCCCGCCGACGACGAGGACGACGAGGAUGACGAGGACUUUCAGCCCCCGGCUCAGGACACGGAGAUGUCUGGUUAA
Molecule: messenger RNA, 366 nt
Organism: Cordyceps militaris CM01
Lineage: Eukaryota; Fungi; Ascomycota; Sordariomycetes; Hypocreales; Cordycipitaceae
Product: Histone chaperone domain CHZ
Exons: 3
Coding region: 1-366 (121 amino acids)
Source: RefSeq, a predicted model, not a curated record